Xyrichtys novacula (pearly razorfish) is the source of this 9712-nucleotide messenger RNA. The record is from the annotation of a GenBank genome assembly. Lineage: Eukaryota; Metazoa; Chordata; Actinopteri; Labriformes; Labridae.
GACCCGGAUGUAGUGUUGCUGGGCGGGUUGACCGGAACAACAAGAUGGCGGGGAAAGAGGAGUUUCAGGUAGGCGAAAAGAAAAACACUAAUGUUGACUGACUUUUAUCAGUAUCGAAACCUAAAAAUAACAGCUGUUAAUGGAUUAACCAUACAACACAUGCACGUUAGGGAUGAAAGAGCAUUGUCAGGUCUUUUGUGAUCCUAUGGUUGAUGUUUUUAGCCGUUUGUUAGCUUUAAGGCUAACAGUUUCUCCUCAGCUAACCGUCACUAACAGGUCUGUGUUUACUCGCUGUAACUAACGUCGACUCCAACCAAGAGUAACUUCAAUAACCAUAUCUUAUUCUUAUAGGAUCUUUGUUACAGUCAUCAGUCACAUCUUUGGUGUGUCGCCCGGCAGAUUUGUAUAGCUGCAGCUGUAUACAACUUCUCUGUGUGUAGUUUUUGUAGUUUCGGGUUAUUUGUAUUUGUUGAAAUGGCGAACAGUGUAAGGAAGGAGUGCCUUUGUUUUCUCAUUGUAUUGUAAUUUUAGAUAUGGCUAGUUGAAGGGUCAGGACAAAGUUUGAAAAGAGAAGCUACUGUGUUGCCGACUGACAUGACUUUAAAUUAGUGGUGCAACGGAUCAUCAUUGAUCCGUGAUCCGUUCGGAUCGACGUGUUCGGUUCGGCACACAUGUGAUCCGCGGAUCGAUUUCUGAAAGCGGAGAAAGGAGGAGCUCGAACGCCCCGCGACACUUAAAUCCCCUGUAUGGGAGCAUUUUGGCUUCCCUGUCAAUUAUGAUGAAGAAGGAAAGAGGUCAGUGUACAAAACUGCGACGGAGUGUAGGCACUGUGGCAUAAGAAAGCCAUAUGACAGUGGAAACACAUCGAGCAUGUUCACGCAUUUGAAGCGACAUCAGCCGGGUGUUUUACUGACAGGUGUUGUGCCGUAGAUUGCACCCCUGCCAUAGAACGCACCCCCUGCAUCCCCUCCACCCGUUAGCUUCUUAAAGUGGAGAUAAUGAUCUCAUAUUUGAUAUGAAUAGCCUGAAUGAAAUUAUUAAAGGCAAACGCUGUUGAAUACAUCCAACGUAAGGAAAACUUGUAUUAUUUCGCCUUGUUAUGUACUUUCAACCGCGCUCCCGUUAGGGGGUGCACUAUACGGCAGGGGUGCAUUCUUUGGCAUAACACCUGAGAUAAAACGAAAGCUGCCCAACAACCGCUCAUCACCGCAGCAUUUAAGCAGCCUCUUCCUGCGCAAUCCGACCAGGCUAAAGCUUUCACAAACUCUAUCGGUGUGUUUAUAGCUGCAGACAUGAGGCCGUAUUCAGUUGUGCAAAACGAGUGCUUUAAAAACAUGCUGAAAGUGCUUGAGCCACGUUACGACAUCCCAUCGCGCACACACUUCAUUUUUGGUUCAUUGUUACAUUUUAAAGGAAGGAGAUAUGCCUGUAUAUUGUACUUUAAGUUGUUUUUCAUUAAUAAUUAUGUUAAAAAGAAGAUAUUAUGCCCUGUGCACUACUUUUAUAUAUUUUAUUUGUCUUGUUUUUUUUUCUUUUUGCUGAUCCGAAAAAUGAUCCGAUCCGUGACUCUUGAUCCGAGGAACGAUCCGAUCCGUGAGUUUUGUGAUCCGUUGCACCACUACUUUAAAUAGCAUGUACCGUCAUUACCACGAUGGUAUUACAGAUUUUUUAGUAUAUUUUUAUAUAUAUAUAUAAAGUUUAUAUACAAGUCAGUAGUAUACACAGUAUAUUUUUGGUAAAUAUACUUGGGUGGCCCAGGUGGCAUUCAUGUAUGUCAUAUACUAGAGCUGUAAAUAUUAAGGCUGGGACGAUAUGCUUUUCUCCCGAUUCGAUUCUUCUACGAUUUUUUGGAUGCAGAUUCGAUUUAAAUUGUGAUUCCACGAUAUUGUCAAUUUUCUCGAUUUUGAAUCUACAUUUUAAAACCAGUGAAACAGUUGAAUGAUUAUGAUUAUCUACUGACUAUUCCAGGAACCGUAUUUCCCCAUAAAAUACACAUCACAUGUCAGUCAGAGUUUAAAAUUUAAGGUCCUUACACUUGGGGCUUAAUCACAGGCAGCCCAGUUUUUGUUUGUCAUGUAUUCUUGUUUCAUUAAGUUUAUUCAACAUCUAUUCUGAUAUUUAAUGACAUUGUUCUGUAAUUGUAAGGUUUUUUGUAAUGUAUCUCUUUUUAUGUAGAAGAAGUUAAUCAUAAAAUUGUUUCUGAUUUUGUACAAUCGAAUUCAUGCUACCUCAAAUCUAUUUUAUUGACAAUUUGAACAGCUUUCACUGUUUACCAAUGUAUUUAUAAGCAAGAUUAUUCUGGGUUUCUGUUUUGAAGACUGUCUAUGUGCUGUAGUGCGUUUAAAGCUGUUAGAUCAGCUUUUUAAUCAUGAACAGGCAAGUCACUGUUUUCUUCUGUUUGGAGAGCUCUAUCUGACCUCUGAUCUCUGUAUACAGGAGUUGGUCCUGUAACACUCUGCAGCCUUUUGACAGAUGAAACAACCGUCUGGUACGACACUAAAUCCCAGCAUGAAUCUCCAGCAGCCCACCCCCCUCAUCCCCCCCGUCCACCCUGAUGUUCAGAUGAAACCCCUCCCCUUCUAUGACGUGCUUGAUGUCCUGAUCAAGCCUUCGAGUUUAGGUCUGUGAUGAUUUCUGUUUCUCUGCUUUAUAUAUGUUUCUUUAGACAUGGAGCUGUAGGUUUUACUUAUAUUCCCAGGGUUUUGGAUAUCCCUUAAUAUUGCUCUUAAUACAGUAGUUGUAUUUGUCAUGAGUGAAAUAUAGUGAGAGGAUGACUUAGACUGUGUUUGUAGUGAGCAGCAUUGAGCUCCAUAGCUGUAUCUAGGAACAGUACACAUCUUGUCAAGAUUGCAAGAGUGUCAGGUUCUAUUACUGCAUUGAAAUCUUGUGGCAGUGUCAAGAUAUGUCUUACUAAAUGCUUUAAAUCAUACUGAUAUCCACGUGUGUCAUGAUUAAUAUUGUUUCAGGAGCAAGUACAGCACAGAGAUACCAUCAAGAAAAAUACUUCAUUUUUGCCUUGACACCACAGCAAGUCAGAGAAGUCUGCAUAUCCAGGUUGGACUGAUUUUACUCAUUUAAUAUAAAAGUGGAUCACAUGUGUCUGUAUUGUUAAGUAUGAAUUAAUGAUCUGUUAUCCUGGGUUUUCACAGAGACUUUUUACCUGGAGGCAGGAGGGACUAUAUGGUUCAGAUUCAGCUGAGGUAAGUUUUCUGACCUUAAAAUUAAAAAAAGCAAUUGUAACAGGUAAAUACUUGUUUCAAUCCUUGUUGGACAUAAGAAAUAUCAUAUUAGGAAAUGAUGAAUGCUGGAUGGCUCUACAAACAAACAUUUAAUUUUAAUGUUGCUCUGAACAUGGCAUCAGAAUAUCCGCCAUGAGUGUUUUCCUGAACAUAGUUUAAGUUUUACAGUAACUCCUCUAUUUAAACUGAUGAGAACAGAUUUUAUUUUAAUGCAUUCAUGUUAACUCUGUUUCUGUGCUGUCCAGGUUUUGUUUGUCAGAAACCAGUUGCCCUCAAGAGGAUAAUUACCCCAACAGUCUCUGUAUAAAAGUCAACGGAAAACUGUUUCCUUUACCUGUAAGUUCUUUAGCCCUGUGAAAAAAUAGUUAAAGUAUUUCACCACACAGAUAUUGAUGGAGCCUGUGACUCCUACAGGGUUACGCACCACCUCCUAAAAAUGGCGUGGAGCAGAAGAGACCGGGUCGGCCUCUGAAUAUCACUUCGCUUGUCAGACUUUCUUCCGCCGUACCGAACCAGAUCUCUGUCACAUGGGCUCCAGAAGUUGGAAAAGUAAGGAGAAACCGUACAUAGAAAUAACUCUUGUUUUAUAUUUACAUGAAUAGAAGCAAUGACCUUCCCUUGAAUCUGUCUUUGCAGACAUACUCCAUGUCAGUGUACCUGGUGAGGCAGCUGACGUCUCCUCUGCUCCUACAGAGACUGAGGAUGAAGGGCAUCAGGAAUCCUGACCACUCUAGAGCUCUCAGUAAAUACACAACACUCUUACUGCACAACCCUGUGGCUAAACAACAUCAAACUGUGACCACAAACUGCACCUACGCAUUAAGGCCCUCUUUGGACCCAGCACAAUCGCUGAAUCUGGGUGAUGGGUUCUCAAGUGAAAUGCCUAAACUUGAGUUGUAAAUGUGCAUCAGUGCAUGCUGAGAUCCAAUCCUUCAGGUUUUCAAGGAGGCAUUUAUCCACAUAAGUCUGACAGUUUAUACUCUUAUAUGUGCGAUUUUGACACCAUGCAGUGACUUCCACUGCAGAGUCAUGUCUGUUGAAUCUUUUCAUCAUGUAAUGUACCACAGAUGAUGAAGUCCCCAAAUCAUUUGACAUUUUAUUCUUGGGAACAUUAUUCUGAACAUGUUCAGCUUUUUGCUCAUUCAGUGUCUCACAGAUUGACCUCUCUCAUCUUUGCUCUUGUAAACUGAGUCGUGUGACUAACUUUGCUCUUUGUAUUUGCAGUCAAAGAGAAGCUGACAGCAGAUCCAGACAGCGAGAUUGCUACGACCAGCCUGAGAGUCUCACUUAUGUGUCCGGUAAGACAAAAAAGAAAUAAAACAGAUGUGUAGUUUAUUUUUCAGAUAUUGACUUUGAACCUGAGCUGGGAGUAACAAAGCAUGGAGCACUGUAUGUUAAUGUGGUGUGAAGUGGGUGGAUAUAUUGGUGUUCAUGACUUUUAGUGCUACUGUUUGUUUUUCAAAUUGACCACAGGGGGGCACCAAAGUUGGAAAUUUUAACCACCAUGGGCUCUGUAACAGAUGGCUGAAUUUCUAAUCCUCAUACAGCUCUUUGUCUGAAAUAAAUCAUGUGACAUGUUCCACCCUAAGUCAUGUGUGUCCGUCUUGUGUCCUUGGUACGGUCUUACCUGGGUGUGUGUCGUGUCUUGCAGUUGGGGAAGAUGAGGCUGACAGUACCAUGCCGGGCGGUCACCUGCUCUCACCUGCAGUGUUUCGACGCCGCGCUCUACCUGCAGAUGAAUGAGAAGAAACCCACCUGGAUCUGUCCUGUGUGUGAUAAGAAAGCGGCGUAUGAGAGCCUCAUCAUUGACGGGUCAGUUCCUCAUUCACACACACAAAAAAUGACCUCACUGAUGAACCUUAACAUCGAGUGAGUCUCAGGCCUUUUAUUUCUGAAUCAGAAAUACAUUAUAAAUGCUGGAGGAAAUUCAGCCGACACAUACACAGUAUAGAUGUAAGAAAAUAAAUAUUUAAAAUAGAAAUAAAACAGAAAAUGAACAAGGAAUGAUAGAUUGGAACAAGUACUCAUUCUGUACUACUGUAGAAAUAUGGAGCAAGUUAGCGGCCUCUAUGGAAAGGGAUUUAAUCUUAUGUAAAAGUAAAGGUCUCAUUCUAAAUCGACAAAAGUAAAAAGAUUACACUAAUUUAAACAUGCUUAUGAUGAAUAUUAUAUCCCAUUUCUACCGAGUUUGAUGGGAAAAUGCCCAAAAUGCUACUAAAUAGUGUACGCUGUACCUUUAAAUCUGAUCUAUGACCAAGAACUUUUGGAGCUUUAUUCACACUGCAGAAUAAAGUUUCCAGCUAAAGUCUCCAAUGGUCAUGAGUCUGUCAGCAUCUUCUUAGUCAACCUGUGUUAGAUCAGAUCGUUCAUGUUGUCUUGCUCUCUUGUUCAGUUUGUUCUUGGAGAUCUUGAACGACUGCUCAGACGUCGACGAAAUCAAGUUCCAGGAGGACGGGACUUGGUGUCCCAUGAGACCAAAGAAAGAGGCCGUGAAGGUGUCCUCUCAGUCCAUCCCAAAAAUAGAGAGUAAGUGCAUCUUUUGAAAUGUUCUAUCAUUUGUUUAUAAGCACAUACAGUUCACGAAACCAGAGCUUGACUCAAAUUGAGCAGGUUUCUUUUCUUUGGUUUAAGUCAAAAAAUUUUGUCAACAUGUGUCCCUUUACAUUUCAGAAGCACUCACCUCUGCUGUAUAUUCAGUGUAUGUGAAGUAUGACUGUCUGUACAUGAUCGUCUUGUCCCUAUCUAAGUAAACAACAGAAACUAGACCAAUCAGAUGAGAGGGAACACCAGGAGCAAAAGGCACGAGAAAAAAGCAGUGAUUUUAGACCACUCUUGAAAGAACUUCAAGUUUCUGCAAAUCAAGGGGUCACUCUUUCCACAGCACAGCACUAUAGAGACUGAAUGAACCUUUACCUUUUUUGUUUUAACCUGAGGUACAGUCAGGAGGCCCAUACCUGAUGAUUUGAGGGAUCUGAUUGGAUUAGAGUUGACCAUCUAACAAUUUCAGAAUAACAGCAGCUCAGUGCUCGAUCUGUUUCCUCUCAGUGUCUCCUCCUGUGCGUCAGUCCUCCGUAAUCCCUCCCCCGGCUGAGCCCAGCUCCACCAAAAAGACUGACGUGAUCGACCUGACCCAGGAGAGCGACUCCUCUUCCGACGAUGAGGAGGAGUCAGACCCCCCGCUGAAGAAACGCUGCAUUUACAUCUCCAAGACUGAGGAAAUACCCACCAAGGGGUGAGUGAUCAACAGACUCUGUAGUUUUAAAUUAUAAUCCACAGAUCUGUGUGUGGUUUUCACCUCAGUGUUUCAUGUCUCCCUCAGAGUGCUGACCUAUCAGCCCACAGUACGUGUCCCAAAUGUCCAGGCGCUGGACCCGACCUACCUGACAUCGACGCUCGCUGACUACGCAGUCCCCUUCCAUCCAUCCACGCUGGCUACCAUCCCCACAGACAUGCAGAGUGAGUCAGCUCAUACAAUGUGUGUUUACACGGUGUUUGUCACUGUGUGGUGCUGUUAUAAUGUGUUUCCUGUGUCUUCUAUCUGCAGGUCUGGAUUUGUUUUCGCUAAUUCAGGCAGAUCCACAGGUAAGACAUCAUUUAUACAUCAUUGUAUCAGGCUGACGAUAGCAGCUUGUACAGACUUAAACCGACAGAAAACUGAUCCUAAUCUCGGUUCCGCUCCUGGUCUUGUUCCUCCCUCAGCACUACCGGCCUCAGAUGUUCCUGGAUAACCUGACGAGCAGUAUGCAGAGUGCCGCCAGCACCAGUUCUGCACUGGUCUCAUCCUCCAGCGGGCAUUAUGAGUCCAGCUCCCACUCUGGCCCCUCCCUGCACGAAACACGGGUCAUCACAGGGGGAGGGGGGACGUCAGGGGGAGCGACGGACAACAGCAUUUCAGAUAUCAUCUCAUUAGACUGAACCACAGCUCAGUGGAUCCUCUCCAGACUAAACCUGCAGGAUGGGAGGAGGCUCACAGAUCGGAACGGCGAAGCUCUGGGAUGGAUGAUGUCCUCUUGAUAUACUUUCUGCUGUGACAGGAAGACACAUGGUUUAAAGAGUCAAGAAAGUGUUCCUCUAACCUCUACUGGUUCGCAGCAGCAGCUCACAGACCUCAACUCUGACUCAUGCUGAGAACUCACCACUGUCAGCCCUUCAUUCGUUUUUUGUUUUUUACAAAAUCCAGAUCAGCCAUCAGUCACGAGAACUUACAGAAUCAUCGUUACCUGAAAACAUCGACUCUAGGAUGCUGUUUGGCAGGAGGAGGGAUAUGUUCACCUCUCCUCUCUGAACUCUGCAGAGGUUCUCCAUCAAGACUAUAAACACCUGAACCUUUUCUUUUUCACCUGUGAUUGAAUAAUGAAACAACAAACUCUGUUUUUAUACCAGUUUUGUGUGCUCACACCUGCAGACCUGAGCUGACGAUCAGACGCUCAGAGUUCCACACAAAAUCAUGUCAGUGGAUGGUUUGAAGGCAGGACCUAGCCCCUUAGACUGAUAUCAUCCAGCGGAGGACUCUGACCUGCCCUGUAUUUCUGUUUCUGUCUCUCUUUGUUUGCCCUUCAAGGCCACACUCGGCUUCUCAAACACUAAAGAAACAGGUCAGAGCUGACGAUGGGCUCCUAACUGUUACCAGGACGAUUCAAGUUCACACCAACCCUUUCAUGCUCUUUUGUAAUGUAGUCAAAGCAAUAAUGUUUCAGCAAGUGUUGUUUUAAAAUUAAACUGUUAAUGUAGUUCAGAUGUUCGAGUGAUCACAGAAUCCUCCCCUGUGAUUGGUCGAAGCUAACAGGAUGUUUUUUUCCUCCACUAAGACAGCAGUUUUUACCGCUAACAGGGUGGAGGAAAAAAAAUAAAGUCUGGUCGACCAGCAGAGGGCGCUUCUCUGGAUUCUGAGAUCACGUGACUAGUUUAGUUUAAACUCCAGACUCAUUCACCCCACCCAAAACUUGACCUUUAGUUUGAAGUAUCUCGAACCUCUCUGCUGGGUCUUGGCCCUGAGGAGGACAUCAGCGAUGCUCAGAGUUCACACCCGCAGCCUCUCAUAGUAAUGGGAAGUGACUAACAGGGCAGCUACCGUUUCACACAUUCACACUCGUAAUCUGAUCACUUCAUGUGUGUAUGUGUCCAUCAGAGCUUCAUCUCAGGGACACACACACUCGACUGAGCCUGAUGGGCACAAAAGCACACAAAACCCACACAUGCACCCACCCACACACACUGGAGGUAUUGGUUUCAUACAGACGUGAUGCAAACAGAUGUUUACAUGUUGGAUCUUGUGGAGACGAUUUUGCGUUUCUGUUCGCAGGUUUUCAGGUUUCAGUCUCAUUGAAAAAGAACAUGUUUUUUUAUCUAGAUUGGCAAAAUGGGAAGUUUGUCGUCUAAGUUGUGAAAAAUGCUUUACUAAAUUUCCAGGGGUCCUAAAAUUUGAAGCGCUUCUUUUGUCAAACAGUCUUGGUUCACUGUCAGAUUUGAGUAGAUUAAAACAUAUUUCAUGUUUGCAUCAAGACUUACAAAAAAUAUUUUCACACAAUUCAUAAAAGUUGAGUGUGAUAAGUGUUGAUUUCACAAAUCAUUUUAAGUCUACAUGUAAUUGGAAAUAGUGCAAGAGCAAAGUUGUGAAAACUGAAAAUAUAUCCUCAUCUUAAAUUUGAUGCCACCAGUGCUUAUUUAAAAAAUGCAGACAUCAAAUUCAAAAUGAGCAUUUUCUCUCAUUUUUGAGUUUUAACAUCUGAUAUUUUGUCUUAGUGGUAUUUUCAAUCAUAAACAUGGGUUUACAAUGAUUGGCAAAACUUUUAAAAUCUUAUUUUAUUAAAAUUUUAUACAUUUCCAAUUGGAGUUGUAUAUUAACUGAGAUAAAAGUUUAAUGACACUGUCCAAGUGUUUGUGCUGAACAACAUAAAGCUGUUAAACAUGCAAAAGGAAACUCCCCCAUAUGCUGAAUCUGUAAGACGCGGACUUGUGUGAUGAUUGAGUUAUUUGCAACUUUCCUUUGAAAAUGUCCUCCAUUGCAGCUCUGAUCUAGAGUGAACAUUGUCAAAAAAAACUUGUAAUUUUUUGUGUUUUGUGACUGAAAUCUUAAAACCAAAAUCCCCCUGCAGAACAGGUUCUUUUACAGAUGCAGAAAACAUGCUUUUGUCUUCUGGUGAUUUAUCUAUUUGCUGAGUAAAAUCAUGAAACAUCCACCACACACACACACAAACACACACACACUUCACAGAACAUAACACUCAGUGCCACCCAUCAGAGUGUGUUAAGUGACUGUAUAUGUUCUGAAAACCUGUCCUGCUUUUAUAUAUUUUGUAUUCUUCAGACUUCAUUCAAACAACAGAUUACUCUUUUUUUUCUGUGACUCCAUGGUGACUAAAAAAAAUGGUCUGUGUUUUUUUGUUUCUGUAAACUUUCAGCAUUUUUAGUCCUGGUUCCAUGUGUCUUUUUUUUUUUACCAUUAAAACUUUUCCUUUUUUAUUCUAUUUAAA